AUGCCGCCGACGCCGAGUGGCGGCGGCAGAAUGACGCUCGCCGGCGUCGCGACCGCGCCGCGCGCGCUCGCGGACACGCGACGGGCGACGAUGGCGAAGACGAUCGUCGGCGCGCUCGCGCCGCUCGUCGCGGCGCGCGCGCGCGCGAGCGACGGCGUCGUGAUCGUGGAAGAAACCGUCGGUCGCGGCGUCGAGGUGCUCGCCGGCGUCGACGUCGUCAAGGUGAAUUACACCGUCGCGCUCGCGUCGAGCAAGGCGAGGGUCGACUCGGCAAAGUUUUUCGUCUUCGGCGUCGGCGCCGGAGAGGUGGUCGAAGGAUUCGACGCGAUCGUGGGCGGGGACGGGGCGACGCCGCCGAUGCGCGUCGGCGGCGCGCGAAGAGCGGUGGUGCCGGCGGCGCUGGCGUACGGCGAUCGCGGCGCGGGGUGCGAUAAGACGGGAAAUGCGUGUUCGAUUCCGCCAGGGGAAGAUUUAGAGUUCACCGUGGAGCUUUUAGAGGUCAAGUGA
This is a messenger RNA of Ostreococcus lucimarinus CCE9901, 507 nucleotides long. It is a transcript of the gene FBP14-1, whose product is annotated as peptidyl-prolyl cis-trans isomerase, FKBP-type. Gene Ontology annotation, molecular function: peptidyl-prolyl cis-trans isomerase activity. The transcript has a single exon. Gene Ontology annotation, cellular component: chloroplast. The record is from RefSeq and is a predicted model, not a curated record. NCBI's taxonomy places the organism in Eukaryota, Viridiplantae, Chlorophyta, Mamiellophyceae, Mamiellales, Bathycoccaceae. The coding region runs from base 1 to 507 and encodes 168 amino acids.